UGCUACCUUAUUAGCUUCAGCUUUAAAUUAUGAUAUCAGAUAUCUCUUUUGCCUUGGUAACAUAAUUUCAAGUAUAUAAGCACAUUUUCAAAUACUCCAAUUUUGUUGAUUACGUGAGCUUGCAGAGUCUCCGGUGCCAAUGUCAAGUCCGCAAAAUCGGCGUCGUAGGAAACAUACAGACUGCAUCAGUAUACUACCAGACACAGUUCUCUGUCUUGUUUUAUCUUUUCUCUCUACAAAGUCUGUUGUUAAAACCAGCAUAUUGUCAAAAAGAUGGCGGUAUAUAUGGAUGAAAGUUCCCGCUCUUGACUUCACUGACACUGAUAAGCCUGAUUAUUACAAACACAGACAGCUCAGUUUGGAGCAAACAAUAUGUUUCAAGAGUUUUGUGGAUAAAGUUCUCCUUCACAACAAUGUAUCCUAUGUACAACGUUUUUGUUUAAAUCUCCACGAUGUUGAUGAGAUUUAUGUCAAUUCAUGGCUGACUGCUGCAGCAAGCCGUAAAAUUCACGAGCUUAGUAUCAGCCUUACCAGGCUUCUUUCAGGUGAGAAGCUCAGGGUUUUAAAACUAGAAGGAAAGAUAAUUAUGAGUACCUUGAUGUUUGCGCAUUUACCAAACCUUGAGACCAUCGAGCUUCAGUACGUAAAGUUUCCUGAUGAUGGAUUCAUGAAGAGGCUGCUGUCUAGUUGCCUUGUUCUCAAAGAACUUCACAUUAUUGGAUGUGAUGGCAUACCCGAAAACCUUUACAUAGAGUCAUCGACCCUGAAGUCAAUGAAAAUAAAAUGGUGUUGCGAUGGUUCGACAUGUUUUCACGUUAAGACACCAAACCUUAGAUACCUUUCUCUUCAUGGUACACUGUCACAGUUUAACAUUGGGGAUAUGUGUUCACUCAUUGAAGCAGAUCUGAACGUAUCUUUUGAGGAUGAGGUUAAUUGUCAACGACAAGCAGAACAGCUUUUAAGGAAAGUUUCCGGGGUAAAAUCUUUGCACUUAGGCCAUAAGUUUUUGCAGGCCAAUAUAAACGCAGAAAAGCUACCUUUAUUUCAAAAUUUGACCUUUUUGGAAUGUGAAGCUGAUGCGGAUAUGUGUGAGCUAUUACAAUCUGCUCCCAACUUAAAAUCUUUGGUCCUUUUUGAUGUUGAUUAUGGCUAUGUUUUUGAUACUGCAUUCGCACCCAAGCAUUUGCCAUGCCUGGAAACUGUUAAAAUUAUUCUCCCCUUUGAUGAUGAUGAAGAAGUCAGGCUUGUAGCUUAUUUUUUGAAGGCUGCAUCGGCUUUGAAGGAGAUGGAAAUUAAAAUCUCUUACUCUAGUCGAGAUUGCGAGAUAGAUUUUUAUAAGAAGUUAUUGAGUCUUCCUAGAUCAUCAGCUGUGUGUCAAGUUAAUGUAGUUUAAUCUUGCUGAGAAUUGAUAUGCCAUAACCAGAAACCUUAACUGCUCUGGCAUUUAUUUCUCUGAUCUUGGUAGAUAUAGAUGGGAUAACAUAAAACAAUGUUGAACAUUUCAUAGGUGGUUCUUAACAUUUUGGCUCAUGAAUCACCCCUAUAAUUGUCUCGCAGGUUUUGGGGAAAAAAGUUGCGUCUUUUCUUGUAUUGUAAAUUUGUAAUGCUCAUUUACUAUCGUAAUCACUUCUUAUGGCAAAUUUUAGGUGUUUCUGUGCUGCGGCAUGGUUUUUUUGGCAAUUCGAAUGGCUGGGUUGUUCAUUGUGUUUGA
Molecule: messenger RNA, 1711 nt
Organism: Beta vulgaris subsp. vulgaris (sugar beet)
Lineage: Eukaryota; Viridiplantae; Streptophyta; Magnoliopsida; Caryophyllales; Amaranthaceae
Product: F-box/LRR-repeat protein 13-like
Molecular function (GO): protein binding
Source: RefSeq, a predicted model, not a curated record